AUGCCAGCGCUGUCUAGCUCGCCUCGGAUGACUCACUUUGGGAAAGCUUCGGGAGUCACGGUGUCGGAUGCAUGUAAAACUACUUACGAAGAAAUUAAGAAAGAUAAAAAACAUCGCUAUGUUGUAUUUUUCAUCAGGGAUGAGAAGCAAAUAGACGUUGAAUUUGUUGGCUCUCGAGAUGCAGCCUACGAUCAAUUUUUGGAAGACCUUCAAAAAGGUGGCACUGGUGAAUGCCGUUACGGUCUCUUCGACUUCGAGUAUACACACCAGUGUCAGGGCACUUCCGAGGCGACAGACUUAUCAGAGGCAUCGCAGGAGGCUGUUGAAGAAAAAUUACGUGCAACGGACAGACAGUAA
Messenger RNA from Nezara viridula (southern green stink bug), 357 nucleotides. NCBI's taxonomy places the organism in Eukaryota, Metazoa, Arthropoda, Insecta, Hemiptera, Pentatomidae. The record is from the annotation of a GenBank genome assembly.